AUGCGGGGACCCAGCGACCAGAUCUCCGUCUCUCUUUCUGAAACGCCCGCAUUGCAGCCGAACAGCGCUUCUGCAACUCCGGCGGGGGUUCCGCAACCCUCCGCUCUCCCUUCCGCCGCUUCCGCCGCCCCUCCGGGAGCAAGGCUCAUUCCCCUUCGUGGCGCGAGUUCUGCGCGAUCCGCCGAGUCCCCAUACGCAAUAGUACGGAAUUCCACUGCAACGACUCAAAGCGCGUCCGCGACGCGGUUCGUCCCUCUCAGGCUGCCUCUCGGGAAGCUUCAGCACCAGCAGCAGCGGCGCGAGGUGGAGGGCGCGACGGACAUUGCGAACCAGGGCGGCCUGAUACUGGCCUAUUCGAAGGAGUACUUAAUCUACUAUGGGACCUCGACCGAGGGGUCCGGCCAGGAUGUGACUGGAAAUUUCGAGAACUCGUUGGGCGGAGACACGGAGACAGGGGGAUCCGGGGGAUCCGGGGCGUCUUCAAGCAGAGCUGCGCAUGCUCCCCAAGUCGACUCAAAAGUCAAAUCGUUGGGCGGAGACACGGAGACCCGGCGGGGGAUCCAGGGCGACCCGACGGGGGAGAGCAGCGGGCGUAUUUGGUGGGACAUGUCGACCAACUCCUACCAGACUAACGAUGACGGCUCCCAGCCGUUCGUCAGUCCCGAGGUCAUGUUGGGCGGCACAGUCACGGACGACAGUUUUAACGGCUGGGAAUCCAUCGACGGCACUUUCACGGACGACGGAUCUGACGGCUGGGAAUCCUCCGAUUAUAGUCCGAGUGAGUCAUGCGCGUAA
Closterium sp. Naga37s-1 is the source of this 795-nucleotide messenger RNA. The record is from the annotation of a GenBank genome assembly. NCBI's taxonomy places the organism in Eukaryota, Viridiplantae, Streptophyta, Zygnematophyceae, Desmidiales, Closteriaceae.